ACAGCGAACGCAGCAGACAGACUGAGGGAGACCGUGCGUGUACCUGGGCAUUAAUCUGUCUAACCACGCUGCCCGUUCGGCUAUAUAUCGGCGGGGAGCACCAAGUUGCUAAGAUUUUUGACCACAGCUGACGCCUUACCGUCAAAUAUUACUUUUUACCAUCAACGACGUCUACCAAAAUAAGGCGGUGUGUGUGUGUGUGAGCGUGUGAUGACCGGCUGAGGAGGAGGAGAAGAAGGAAAGAGGCUUCGGUCUGAAACCAGAUUUUGUCGUGGAUAUUUCCACAGAGACGUCGUUCAGAUAACGGGGUUGUGUUUAAAUGCAGCGUGCCUCUAGGUGCCCCGCUCCACCUUUUUUCACUCCAAUUUUUAAGGCUAGUCUGACCCGUUUCAUGCUUCCCGAAGACUCUGCUCCAGCAGGACAUUGAAGGUUUGUCUUUCCUCCUGUUAUGGAGUGUGAAGAUGUGGAUUACGAUCACAGAGGAAUCCCCGGCGCUAGUUUAGCCGCCAUGCUUUCAUUAAACACGUCAAUGCAGCGCUGUGUUUGGCAGGGAUAGAGUGAGCUAUGAAUACGCGCAGUCUGGCCAGCGGGAUAAAUCGGUGAUUUUUGGAGCACGACUGGACUCCUGUUAGGAAACGUGAGAGAGCAGCCGUGCUAGCCUGCUGGCAGCAGCUAUUAGCUCCAUUAGCCGGCUAACAGCUACACGGUACUGGCUGGAGAUUAAACAAGGGGUUUUGACCGCUGCUUCUGGGUCUUGCCCACGUUUCCAUCUUCGCAACUCAUUUUUCCUGCAGGAUUGAUAGCGGAAUCUACGCGUUCAAGGAUGAGGUGUCAACUGGAACGGAGCCGCUUGACCUUGUUUGGGGGUCUUAUGCUGGCUCUGUCCUCCUGCCUUUGGCCCGCCACCGCAGAGAUUUGCUCUCACAGCUUCGACAUUGGCAAUGACAUUAGUGAAUUCAGACAACUGGAGAAUUGCACAGUGGUUGAGGGCUACUUGAAGAUCCUCCUCAUCGGUGACAAAAACAACAACAACAUCAACCAGGAGGUCUUCCGCACCCUCAGCUUCCCUAAGCUCACAAUGAUUACCGACUACCUGCUACUGUUCAGGGUUUCAGGCCUUGACAGCCUGAGCACACUCUUUCCUAACCUCUCCGUCAUCCGUGGCCGCAACCUCUUCUAUAACUACGCCCUGGUGAUCUUUGAGAUGACCAGCCUGAAGGACAUCGGCCUAUAUAACCUGAGGAACAUAACCCGGGGGGCCAUCCGUAUCGAGAAGAACCCAGAGCUCUGCUACCUGGACUCCAUAGACUGGUCCCUCAUAAUGGACGCAGAGUUCAACAAUUACAUUGCUGGGAACAAGCAGUCCAAAGAGUGCAGUGACGUUUGUCCAGGCAUCAUGGAAAACAGUCCCAUGUGCAAAAAGACCAUGUUCAACAACAAUUACAACUACCGCUGCUGGAAUUCCAAUCAUUGCCAAAAAGAGUGUCCAGAAAAGUGUGGACGGCGAGCAUGCACAGGUGACGGUGAGUGCUGCCAUCCUCAGUGUCUCGGCAGUUGCACACUUUCUGACGACGACACUGCAUGCGCCGCAUGUGGGCAUUACUACCACAAUGGCAGAUGUGUGGCUAACUGCCCUCCAAGCACAUACAGGUUCGAGGGCUGGCGUUGCAUCAGUGCUGAUUUCUGCUCUAAAGUGCAUCUUUCGGAGUUUGAUACCUUCGUUAUACAUGGAGGAGAAUGUAUGCCUCAUUGUCCAUCCGGGUACACACGAUCCACACCCGACAGCAUGUCGUGCAUCGCCUGCGAUGGCCUGUGCGAUAAAGUGUGUGACGGGAAGCUCAUUGACUCCGUGGAUGCUGCUCAGUCUCUCAAAGGCUGCACGGUUAUCAAGGGCGACCUGCAAAUCACCAUCCGCAGAGGCCAUAACAUGGUGGCAGAACUGGAGAGUUUCACGGGUUUGAUCCAGAGGGUGACUGGUCAUGUCCGGAUCAGACAUUCACACACUCUGAGCUCGCUGGCGUUUCUCCGCAGCCUGAGAUUCAUCGAUGGAGAAAACCUUCAUGAAGACACUUAUGCCUUCUCAGCAUUCGACAACCAGCAGCUCCAGUAUCUUUGGGACUGGAAGCAGCACAACCUGACCAUAAAAGCGGGCAAGCUGUUCUUCAGAGCCAACCCGAAGCUGUGUAUGUCUGAGAUACGCAAGAUGUGGGAAAAGACAGGCAUCCGGGGCCGCUUUGAUGAGACAGACUUCCGAAACAAUGGCGACAGAGCCAGCUGUGAAAGCACCAUCCUGCAGUUUACAUCCAACAGCACCAGCAGCACAAGGAUCAAACUGACAUGGCAGCGCUACCGACCUCCCGACUACAGAGACCUCAUCAGCUUUAUAGUGUACUACAAGGAGGCGCCGUUCCAGAACAUCACAGAGUUUGAGGGGCAGGAUGGUUGCGGUUUCAACAGCUGGAACAUGGUGGAUGUGGAACUGAGGCCUGAUAAGGAGAUAGACCCCGGGGUUCUGCUUUCCGGCCUGAAACCCUGGACUCAAUACGCCGUGUUUGUUAAGGCUAUCACGCUUAUGGUGGAAGACAAACAUAUGCCAGGUGCCAAGAGCAAGGUGGUCUACAUCCGCACCAGCCCCUCUGCGCCCUCCAUGCCACAGGAUGUGCGUGCCUACUCUAACUCCUCCACUCAGCUGGUGGUCCGCUGGUCAGCCCCCGUCUCACCCAAUGGAAAUCAGACUUACUACUGGGUAAAGUGGCAGCAACAAGCUGAAGACAAGGAACUGUACCAGCAUAACUACUGCUCAAAAGAGCUAAAGAUCCCAAUAAGGAUUGCUGCCACAGGAAUUGGAGACCAAGAGGAGGAUACAAAGCCCAUUAAACCAGAUCCGGAUGGAGCUGAUAAAGGUCCUUGCUGCCCCUGCCCCAAAUCAGCGGAAGACCUGGAGGCUGAAGCUGCUGAUGCCUCCUACCGAAAAGUCUUUGAAAACUUCCUGCACAACUCCAUUUUUACACCAAGGCCUCCAGAUCGGCGCCGCAGAGAUCUUUUUGGCGUCGCCAACUCCACUCGUGCACGUCACUUCCAGCUUUAUGCCAACAGCACCGUGGUUCCUCCUUUUCAGGCCGCCGGUAACAGCAGUGCCCCUGACCCAGAGCCAGCCGAACAAGAGUAUGAGGUCAUGGAGCAAACAGUAACUGAGCGGGAGCUGCAGAUAUCAGGCCUGGAGCCUUUCACAGUUUACCGCAUCGACAUUCAUGCCUGCAACAGGCAAGUUCAGCACUGCAGUGCAGCCGAGUUCGUCUUCUCCAGGACCAAGCCAGCAGAAAAGGCUGAUGACAUCCCAGGCCCGGUGAACUGGGAGGGUCACGAUGACUGGGUGUCUCUACGCUGGUCGGAGCCCACUCGGCCAAACGGUCUUAUCCUCAUGUAUGAGAUCAAGUUCAAACUGGCUGCUGAGCCCGAGAAGCACGAGUGUGUUUCCAGACAGCUGUAUCGAACCCAGCGUGGCGUUCGCCUGACCGACCUCAGUCCUGGAAACUAUUCAGUCAGAGUGAGAGCCACAUCACUGGCUGGCAAUGGUUCCUGGACACACACCCUGAAUCUCUAUGUAGCUGAAAGUUAUGAAAACAUCUUUGCUAUGAUCUUUGUCCCAGUCGUCAUCAUCAUCCUAAUCUGCUCUUUGGUCUUGAUGCUGGUGGUCUUCAACAGGAAAAGGAACAGCGACCGGCUCGGGAACGGAGUCCUGUAUGCCUCGGUCAACCCCGAGUACUUCAGCGCUGCAGAAAUGUAUGUACCAGAUGAGUGGGAGGUGGCCCGAGAGAAGAUUUGCCUCUGUCGGGAGCUCGGCCAGGGGUCAUUCGGGAUGGUAUACGAGGGCGUGGCUAAGGGUGUAAUCAAAGAUGAGCCGGAGACGCGCGUCGCCGUCAAGACUGUAAACGAGUCAGCCAGCAUGAGGGAGAGGAUCGAGUUUCUCAAUGAAGCAUCUGUUAUGAAGGAGUUUAAUUGCCAUCAUGUGGUUCGUCUUCUUGGUGUGGUCUCACAAGGACAACCCACCUUAGUCAUUAUGGAGCUGAUGACGAGAGGAGACCUGAAGAGUUAUCUGCGUUCGCUACGUCCUAAAGAGCAACAGUUUUCCAACCUGUCUCUCCCUCCGCUGAAAAAGAUGCUUCAAAUGGCGGGACAGAUCGCAGACGGCAUGGCAUACCUCAAUGCCAACAAGUUCGUCCAUCGAGAUCUGGCCGCAAGAAACUGCAUGGUGGCCGAGGACUUCACCGUUAAGAUAGGAGAUUUUGGCAUGACUAGAGACAUAUAUGAGACUGAUUACUAUCGCAAAGGUGGCAAAGGUUUGCUCCCUGUCCGCUGGAUGUCACCCGAGUCUCUGAAGGAUGGCGUUUUCACCACCAACUCAGACGUCUGGUCGUUUGGGGUUGUGUUGUGGGAGAUAGCCACUCUGGCAGAGCAACCUUACCAGGGUCUGUCCAAUGAACAAGUCCUUCGCUUUGUAAUGGAGGGAGGACUGCUAGAGAAACCGCAGAACUGUCCAGACAUGCUGUUCAAUCUGAUGCGAAUGUGUUGGCAGUACAACCCUAAAAUGCGUCCAUCCUUCGUGGAGAUCAUCAGCAGCAUUAAGGAUGAGCUGGAGCCUUCUUUCAAAGAGGUUAGUUUCUUCUUCAGUGCCGACAACAAGCCCGCUGAAGCUCCGCAGCUCCUCCCGGACAAGCUUGAGCACACAACGGACGUUACCCUGGACCCCUCUUCCUCUAUGCAGCAGAACACCCAGCUCAACCCCCCUACCCCAAGCCCAGAAGGCCCACCUGCCCCAUCACAAACCCCCAGCUCCCCCUCCUCUCCCUGCACAUCGAGCACAGUCAUGGACAAUCAGUCCUCGAGCCAGCAGGCAGCCAACGGACUCUCGGGGGCAGGCCUUCCAGCAAGCGUGGGACCCGCGACCGGCUCGGGCGUCACAAUGCGGCCGUCUCUGGACGAACUGCCGCCGUACGCACACAUGAACGGAGGACGCAAAAAUGAGCGUGCCAUUCCUCUCCCACAGUCGUCAGCCUGCUGACUGGGCAGACACAUGGACACCCUUUACCCACUGACCUGAAGAACCACAUCUCUGAGUGGGCGUUUUUCUUUUGUUUUUUGAAUCACAGCAAAACCUUCUCUACAGGAUGGAUGGGAGUAUUUUGAGACUCACUUAAAGAUGGGGAAAAAACUUUCAGAGCUAAUGUCCUGCUGUAUGACCACACUUUAUUUUUUUUAAAUAAUCUACUAAUUUGAGUUUCUUCCAGCUGGCUGUCAUUUUUGACCUUGCAGCUGAUGGAAUGACCAAAAAUGAUUAAAAAAGGAAAAAACAUCUUCAGUAAUACAAAGAAAUCAUAAAAUGAAUAAUUUUGAGGGGAGCUAUUUCGUGCUCUCUGUGGCUGAACUUAUUUUAUAGAUGGUUAUUUGUUACUUUUUAUGUGUCUCUGUAUGAGGAAAGAAAAUGUGUGUAGGCCUUUAUUAAUGAUCAGCGUUGUGUGCGCGCACAUUUGAACGGGCAUUAUGGUGAAAACAUUAAGCAUAUCUAAAGAAGAAGAAGCACUUCAAAGAGGUCGUCAGUCGGUCGUUCAUGAAUCCGGUGACUGUGAGGGUCAAGGGUCAGCAUAAUGCCGGGUCAAAAGCCAAUCCGCUGAAACAAACGAUGGGGGAACAGUCAGCUCUGCCAAAUCUGUUGCCAAACUCUUCUGCUUUCAUAUUUUCUUACCUUGUUGCUCUUCAAAACGCAGUCUUGAAAACAAGGAGAAUACAAACAAAAGCACUUUGAUCUUCCACUACUUUGUUCAUGUAGAGAUCAGACAGACAUUAACUUUCCCCGACAGUCCUGCUCUGCUUCUCCAGUGCCGAUUGUGAUCUGCAGUUUCUCGGCUUCGUCAGAUCCCUGCGUAGACUUCUGCCCGUCAGUUUACCUGAAAUAGAGCCAGCUGCCACAAAGUGCUGUGAGUUAGGGCUGAACAGUGAAUUACGUAGCAAAAUAUACAACAAAACACAAAAAAAGGCAAGGACUGCAGAGGAAGAGCAGUACAGAGGAGAACAUGAACGCAAGAUCUGUUGUCCGAGUUUUCCCUAAGGUCAGAGGCAUCCUUGUUGUACACAAACAGGUAUUUUUUUACACUUGUAAAUACUCGUCAACAUUUACAUCUCUACAUGUCCAGAGCAUUUAUGUACAAACCAGUUGUUUUUUUCACUUUUCUAAAUUUUAUACAAGGUGGAAGACUUUCAUCACGUACAGAAAGAAGCUGCUAUUCCUUAUUCUGCUUGUGGUUGUAAAAAAAAAAAAAAACUGUAAAAAAAAAAAAAGACUUGUUCAAGUUAGCUUUUGGUUUGGAACAUUUUCACUCCAGUUCAUUUUUUAUACUGUUCAUCAUUUAUGGACUGAGUUUUGUUUCUGUCAAAAAAAGGUAAAAGGUACAACAAUUAGCCUUGUUUUGAAAGACCUGUAUCUUCACCACAUCCCACUAGAGGGCCUCUACGUUCUCUCGGAUCCUGGUGUCCAAAAAUAAAAUCUCAGGUGAAAGAGGAAGGUUAAAUCUCUUUCUGCUCCCGUUUUUCCUUUUUUGUGCUGCUGUUACCUGAAGACAUCCUACUUAGUGUUUGCCUGAUUCUUUUAUCAGUCUUAAAGCAAUGUUUAUCACCACAAUCUGUAAGAAAUUGUGUGGUCUCAAUCUUUUGGUUUGUCCUUGCCCCAAUUGUAUGCAGCCAAAAUACUGACAAAAAGUAGAGACAACAAAGGUAGUAUAGUAAAAUAUUGUGAGCGUAUUUAUCUGAAUUUGUCAAAACAAAAGAAAUAAUUCCUUUAUCGGUUUCUUCCUCAAGUUGGUAUAAUUAUAAUUUCAGUGUUUUUGGGAGGCAUGUACAUUUUUUUUCAUAUUUGCAAUCUAUUUGCAUCCAGGAAGCAUUUAUUCAGACCUUUUUAGACUCUUCUAAAGUUGCUUUUUCCAAACUCAGGGUUCCUGCACAGCCUUCAAAACAUGGAUAAGAAUUAAAUUCCCUUUUAGUCUGGAUAAGUAGGAAAACAAUUCAAAUUCAUUAUGGAAAAACAAAUGCGUUCCAAACUUUUGUCCACCCCUCUGUUAAAUUUUCUAGAGCAUGAAAAUCUCCCUUUCUAAGAAAGAUAAAGUAGCUCCCUCGAAAAUUGACAACUGUAUCUCCCGUGACUCAUUUUUAAAUAACUUAGUGAUUAUUUUGUGUUGCACCUGAUGGCGUUCUAGUGACUCUAUGGGGUAAUCUGUAAGAGUCAUCAACUGCUUGAUGAUGGAUGUUUUUGGUUGAACCAACACUCGGGUAUCACUGUCUGGAGACGGUUAAUCUGUUCACUCAAGAACUUAAUAUUGAUAUAGUAAGAUAAUUAAACACAUCAAAUCACAACAAAGUUAUGUGAGAAUCUUUUUAUCUUGAUAUAAGGAUACUUUCAACACUCUAAACCCGAGGACAUAAUGAGAUAAUAAAACUCGUUGCAAAACAAGCUCAAAAUAACUAUCUUAAGAUAGCAAAAUAAUAAAAUAUUUCCUUGACAACCCCAAGCUAGAGAAGUCAUUAUCUCGAGAUAAUGAGAUGGUUAAAUUGUAAUUGCAAUACAAAAACUCAAGAUAUUUACAUAAAGGUGCCAUUAUCAAUGCUAAAUGAGCUUAUAUUUUCAUUAUAUCAAGGCAAAAUGAGCUCAAUAUCUUAUUUCUAUAAAGUGUUACUAGGAAACCAUUAAUGCUACUAAACAGAUAAUGAGGCAAUAAGAUGAAUACAAAGUUUGAGCUCUCGUUAAAAAUAGCAAGAGCUCAACCCCGUUUUUCUUGGUAUUGAUUUGAUAAUAGCACUGCUAUAGUACAAAAAUAAGCUUAAGAUCUUGUUUUAAGAUCAUCACUACAAAAACAAACAUCGAGAUCUUAUCUCAUGGAUAGUAAGAUGAGAAUGACAUAUUAAAACAAGUUAGAUCUCUGAUCUCAUGAUAUACCAAGCAUCUUUGUCGCUUGAAAAAAGGUCACAAUCUCAUGUAAAUAUUACAAGAUAUGACUAUCUCUACAAAACAAGAUCUUGCAAGACAUCUUUCAUAAUGAAGUUCAUUUAAAAAAAAAAAACUUAAGUUUAAGUUCAGGGUAUAUUGAAAUAGACCAGAUCUCAAACUUGUUUUAUUGUGAUAUUAUUGUUCUUAUACAGUUGAUAUCACACAAAAUCGAGCUUGGGGUCUCGUUAUCCCAAGAUGAGAAACUGUUCCGCUCUGUGAUUUAAUGAAAUAAAUUUCUGUGCACCUCAUUUGUUUUUUUGGAGUCGCUGACUGGAUAAACGCUCACAAGUCUCUCAUGAGGGACUGUUAUUCAGGUGAUAAAAUCGUUUUUUUUUUUUUUUUUUUUUUUUUUUUUUUUUUGCUGUCUUUGAGUGUUGGAACAGAAGGCUACUGAACCCUGUACAAAAAACAAACUAAAUCAUCUUAGAAAUUUGCAUAUAUGUCAAAAAUAAUCAACAUACUAAGGAGUGGGAACCUGGAAAACGUGGAAUUUUGAAAUGGGAUAUUAUAGGUGUUCACGUUCCCGUGAGCCGAGCUGCCAUCGAAGUUGCAGUUUUGGCCUUUGUUAGUAAGGUCAGCAGUAACUAAAUAGCAGCCAGCAAGGAAAUCCUUACAAUUCACCAAAUGUUAAUUAUCACACCAGUGCCAAUUAAAGCAUUUUAUAAGUUUGUGCUGUUAUAAUAAAAUAUCUAUAUAUUAAUACAAAAUACAUUUCUAAGCUUAUUUAAAAUGAAGACUUUUUUUUGCUGAACCUCUUUUUACUAGCUAACUAGCUUUUUCAGCCUUAGCUAUCCACACAAAACUUAAUUUCUUAUAUUUAAACUUGUGAAACAAAGAAUUAUGAUUGACUGCUUUACACUGAAACAACUGCUUUCUUUAUAGGCUAUCUCUGUAUGCUCUGGUUUGUCAAUUUAAAAUAUGAAAGUCAUCAGGAGGCUAGAAAACAUAUGUGGGGGGAGAAUAGAGAGCAGAUAAACAACAAAAUGCGAACCAAAACCUAGCCAGUAGAACAAUUAAACAUGCUAAUAAAGGUGAAAAGCUAUGUGUUAUCACUUACUGUUUUGUUUCUCUACACAUUUCAAAUGGUAUAAAGUCAAUUUUGUGUUUGCUAUUUUCUGAUAGCUUCCUACUACUUUUUGUCAGUGUUAUGGUUCGCUUGGUUCAAGGCCUGUACAAAGUUAAAACAAUUUGUUUAAUGUAGCAAAAAGCCCUCUCUUUGUAUUUCUAUCACCUUUCGACUUGAUAAUUUCACUCGCCUCUCGAUCAGAUGCUUUCUUGAAACGUGAUUAUCCAUCUGUUGGAGUGGGUUCUGUUGUUAUUUGUUUUCUAUAUUUUGUAAACAUUUGGAUGUGUUUGUUGAAGAUUUCUGACUAAAUGGGACUGAAUUCACCUGCAGCAUUCACCGUUUUCUAUUGAAAUGCUUCAGGAACACUGAGAUACUGAGAGUGACCUAAAAGGACUGAUGAGAGAAACACGCCAUGAAGCCCUUCUCUUUAAGCAGCUAAAUCUUUAAUCUUAGGAGACUGAAUAUCCACGUUUAAGCAUCAGCAUUAAAAUUUGUACCGAUCUUAUGGAGGACCACAUGGAAUCGUCUCAAAAAGGGACAUUUUAAUUCAAAUCCCGGAUGUUGCUUUGCUAUUUAUUUUCUUUUUUUGUUAAGUGGUGAUCACUGUACAAAUCUCCCCUCGAGUUUCUUUUGAUCUAACAUUUUUAUGUUCUUUUGUUGUUUUGGGAGAAGGCUUUAUUAUUUCCUUCAACCAUCCAUCUACCUCACUUUUCUUUUGUACAAUCUAUUUACUUGUAUAAAACACAAAAUAUGUCAUCUCAACUGGGUGCUGUUUAACACGGUCAUAUUCAAACCACAAACCAAACCAUCCUGGAAGCAGGCUAGGGGCUCAGACACAUCAAACAUUCUUCAUACUAAUGAUAGAGGCCAUGGUCAGUUAUAUGGAGAUACUUAAAAUGUAUUUUCCUAUGGGGACAGUUUAAGCUGGCUAAUGGGCUCCUCUGGGUCUGUUUUUGCUGCUUCCAGUGAACCUAGUGGCUCACUGGACCAUUUGUUUCUAUAACUCAUCGUUACUACAUUGUCCUUUUCAUGUGUAACACAUAAUCUCGUGUUUUAGCUUUUUCCUCCUGUUCCCAACAGGAUUUGUUGCUCUGGUUUAAUGCUCUCUGCCAGUCUUGCUAUAAAACACUAAUCAAUUUCUGAAAUCAGGUUUGUUUGUGGUCUGAUUUUUAUUUUUAUUUUUUCCUGAUUUAUUUUUCCCCCCACUGGAAAACCUCACAAAAACAAUAAAUUUAGUUUUUCUCUUCCCAAACCAUCCCUCGCUUUCCUAUUUCCCCUUCUUUUUUAUGUUGCAUUAGCAGUUUGUUAUUUUAUUUGAAAUGUAAGUUAUUGAUAGCCUUCCAAGUCCUGGGUCUGUUAAAAUGGUUGUUUGGACUAAUGUUUCAUUUUGGUUUUUCUUUUGUACAUGCUGUUGUAAGAAUUUAUCUUAUCAAUAUAUUACUGGGAUAAAAUGAUUGGAUGAAGGUUAAGAGAAUGUCUAUUUCUCUUUCUUUUUUUUUCUACACAAAAUUUAAGAUAAAUAAAAAAAAUUUAUGCAAA
Girardinichthys multiradiatus is the source of this 10640-nucleotide messenger RNA. RefSeq names its product insulin-like growth factor 1 receptor. Gene Ontology annotation, biological process: multicellular organism development; positive regulation of MAPK cascade; insulin-like growth factor receptor signaling pathway. Gene Ontology annotation, cellular component: insulin receptor complex; axon; membrane. The transcript has 21 exons. The record is from RefSeq and is a predicted model, not a curated record. Gene Ontology annotation, molecular function: ATP binding; phosphatidylinositol 3-kinase binding; insulin receptor activity. NCBI's taxonomy places the organism in Eukaryota, Metazoa, Chordata, Actinopteri, Cyprinodontiformes, Goodeidae. The coding region runs from base 824 to 5062 and encodes 1412 amino acids.